Messenger RNA from Heterobasidion irregulare TC 32-1, 1089 nucleotides. RefSeq lists its product as uncharacterized. The transcript has a single exon. Lineage: Eukaryota; Fungi; Basidiomycota; Agaricomycetes; Russulales; Bondarzewiaceae. The record is from RefSeq and is a predicted model, not a curated record. The annotation marks the transcript as partial.
CGAAUACGACACCGGACAUGACACCCGCCAACGCUGCAUCUCAGUCUACUGACGUGACGACGGCUGCUUCAUCCCCGGUUGUCGACGCUAACCAGAGCCAGGAACAAGUCAAGGAUUCGUCAAUGUCGACUUCCUCCAUCAGCAAACCGAUCGGCAAGGCGGCACCUGUGUCGGAGGAUAUCAAUGGUGGUCUCGCCGCAUCGAUCCAUGCGACGGCAUCAGUAGAGUCGGUCAGUGGCGUGUCUGCGUCGAUGUGGGCAACAGCACCGGCGGCGCCCCCUUCACUGGCAUCACGUAGCGGCCUGUCUGCAUCCAUGUGGGCCACGGCACCAAAGGCGUCCUCCUCACUGGCAUCACGUAGCGGCUUGUCUGCGUCCAUGUGGGCCACGGCACCGGCGGCAUCCCCUUCACUGGCAUUAGGCAACGGCUCGUCUGCGUCAAUGUGGGCCACGGCACCAAAGGCAUCCCCUUCACUGGCAUUAGGCAACGGCUCGUCUGCAUCCAUGUGGGCCACGGCGCCAAAGGCGUCCUCACUGGCAUCAGGCAACGGCUCGUCUGCGUCAAUGUGGGCCACCGCACCAGAACCGUCUUCUUCGCGGACAUCGAACAGUGGGCUAUCGGCAUCGAUUUGGGCAACUUCGUCACCUGCAUCAUCCUCUCGGGCAUCCACCACGGCGAGCGCUAGGGGUUCCAACAGGUAUCGCGGAUCUUCGGCUGUUCCAAAAGGCCCAAACUCGUCCCGCAAACCUAACGUGGCACGUCAAUCGCACAAACCCACCGCGCGCCCAUCGUCGACUGCAGCCCCCAUCGCGUCCGGUUCCAAGCCUCCGCGAUCGUCGUUCGGACUGGGGGCAUCGAUCCAUGCUCCUCAGGCUACACGCGCGGCUCCCUUCGAGUUUGGUUCUGCCCAACAGGCUCCUGCUUCGUCAGUUGUGAAUGGUUUGGCGGCGUUGGCUUCCGUGGCCCAGGAUUUGGUGCCACCAACUGAAGUGCCGGCUACCGUGAAGGACAGCUCUCUGGACGCGCCCCGACCACAGGACGAAGAGGAGGAAGUAUUCGUUUACCCCGGCACGACGACCCUGGAUCUGG